AUGUCCGUGCAGGGCCCCCAGAGGAGGCUGCUGGGCUCCGUCAACUCCACCUCCCCAGCCGCCCUGCGCCUCGGGCUGGCCGCCAACCAGACGGGGCCCCGGUGCCUGGAGGUGUCCGUUCCCGACGGACUCUUUCUCAGCCUGGGGCUGGUGAGCGUGGUGGAGAACGUGCUGGUGGUGGCCGCCGUUGCCAAGAACCGCAACCUGCACUCGCCCAUGUAUUACUUCAUCUGUUGCCUGGCCGUGUCCGACCUGCUGGUGAGCGUGAGCAGUGUGCUGGAGGCAGGCACCCUGGCCGGCCGGGCCGCCGUGGUGCAGCAGCUGGACGACAUCAUUGACGUGCUGGUCUGUGGCGCCAUGGUGUCGAGCCUCUGCUUCCUGGGCGCCAUCGCCGUGGACCGCUACAUUUCCAUCUUCUACGCGCUGCGGUACCACAGCAUCGUCACGCUGCCCCGGGCGUGGCGGGCUAUCUCAGCUAUCUGGGUGGCUAGCGUCCUCUCCAGCACGCUCUUCAUCGCCUACUACGAUCACACGGCCGUCCUGCUCUGUCUCGUCAGCUUCUUUGUAGCCAUGCUGGUGCUCAUGGCCGUGCUGUACGUCCACAUGCUCGCCCGGGCGUGCCAGCACGCCCGGGGCAUCGCCCGGCUCCAUAAGCGGCAGCGCCCCGUCCACCAGGGCUUGGGCCUCAAGGGCGCGGCCACGCUCACCAUCCUGCUGGGCAUUUUCUUUCUCUGCUGGGGCCCCUUCUUCCUGCACCUCUCGCUCAUGGUCCUCUGCCCUCGACACCCCAUCUGUGGCUGCGUCUUCAAGAACUUCAACCUCUUCCUCACCCUCAUCAUCUGCAACUCCAUCGUCGACCCCCUCAUCUACGCCUUCCGCAGCCAGGAGCUCCGGAAGACGCUCCAAGAGGUGCUGCUGUGCUCAUGGUGGGUCAGGCACUUGCCAAAGGGGACGGAUGAGCCGAUCUCUGGCGGUGCGGAGGCAUGGACCCUCUGGGGCCCGAGAAGGGAGGGAGAGAGCACAGACCUCCAGGAGUUGCUGUGGAGACUGGAGGCCGGGGAGAUGGCGGGGCCGCAGGCACUAGAGGUGGGUCCCGGGCCCCCGGACGGGGACCCUGCCCACCCCUGGAGCGCUCCACCUCCGGCCGAGCACCAGGCGAGGACACCCACCUUUGCCUCCAAGUCUAUGGAUCUGUGCCCCUUGGCCUGUCGGGAUGCGAAGUCUCCGUGUGGGCCGAAUGACAAGCACUGCUCCCCGGGAGGGCCUCUGGAAAAGGGACUUUGUGACCAGCAGGACCUGGCUUCGCAGGCCUGCUUCAGGAAGAAACCCCGGCGGCGGCGGGAGGAGGCGCCGCAGCGCGCGGCCGAGUGGGGAUGCGCGGUGCUGAUGGUGCAGGCCGGUGCCGCAUUCUGCGGCGGCGCCCUCCGAUUGGCCGCGCCCGAGCGGGCGGCGGGGACGCCCGAGCCUCCGCAGCCAGCCCCGGCCUGUACGCGCGUGUCCCGCAGCCGCCCGCCGCCCGCACCGAGCAUGAGGGAGAUCGUGCACAUCCAGGCCGGCCAGUGCGGCAACCAGAUCGGGGCCAAGUUCUGGGAGGUGAUCAGCGACGAGCACGGUAUAGACCCCAGUGGCAACUAUGUGGGGGACUCGGACCUUCAGCUGGAGCGCAUCAGCGUCUACUACAACGAGGCCUCUUCUCAUAAGUAUGUGCCUCGGGCCAUUCUCGUGGACCUUGAGCCUGGGACCAUGGACAGUGUCCGGUCUGGGGCCUUUGGGCACCUCUUCAGGCCUGACAACUUCAUCUUCGGUCAGAGCGGGGCUGGCAACAACUGGGCCAAGGGUCACUACACGGAGGGCGCCGAGCUGGUGGACUCAGUCCUGGACGUGGUACGGAAGGAAUGUGAGAAUUGCGACUGCCUGCAGGGCUUCCAGCUGACCCACUCGCUGGGCGGGGGCACGGGCUCGGGCAUGGGCACCCUCCUCAUCAGCAAGGUGCGCGAGGAGUACCCGGACCGCAUCAUGAACACCUUCAGCGUGGUGCCCUCGCCCAAGGUGUCGGACACGGUGGUGGAGCCCUACAACGCCACGCUGUCCAUCCACCAGCUGGUGGAGAACACGGACGAGACCUACUGCAUCGACAACGAGGCCCUGUACGACAUCUGCUUCCGCACCCUCAAACUGGCCACGCCCACCUACGGCGACCUCAACCACCUGGUGUCGGCCACCAUGAGCGGCGUCACCACGUCCCUGCGCUUCCCAGGCCAGCUCAACGCCGACCUGCGCAAGCUGGCCGUGAACAUGGUGCCCUUCCCGCGCCUGCACUUCUUCAUGCCCGGCUUCGCCCCGCUCACCGCCAGGGGCAGCCAGCAGUACCGCGCGCUCACGGUGCCCGAGCUGACGCAGCAGAUGUUCGACGCCAAGAACAUGAUGGCCGCGUGCGACCCGCGCCACGGCCGCUACCUGACGGUGGCCACCGUGUUCCGCGGCCGCAUGUCCAUGAAGGAGGUGGACGAGCAGAUGCUGGCCAUCCAGAGCAAGAACAGCAGCUACUUCGUCGAGUGGAUCCCCAACAACGUCAAGGUGGCCGUGUGCGACAUCCCGCCGCGCGGCCUCAAGAUGUCCUCCACCUUCAUCGGCAACAGCACGGCCAUCCAGGAGCUGUUCAAGCGCAUCUCCGAGCAGUUCACGGCCAUGUUCCGGCGCAAGGCCUUCCUGCACUGGUACACGGGCGAGGGCAUGGACGAGAUGGAGUUCACCGAGGCCGAGAGCAACAUGAACGACCUGGUGUCCGAGUACCAGCAGUACCAGGACGCCACGGCCGAGGAGGAGGGCGAGAUGUACGAAGACGAUGAGGAGGAGUCCGAGGCUCAGGGCCCCAAGUGAGGCGGCUGGAGGGGCGAGCCGGGCCGCGGCCAGGGCCACGAGGCCCGUCCCCUGGCGCCACGGCGCCACUGACUCCACCCCCAGGCUUGCCCCCACCAGCUCUGCUCACAGCACCCUAGGGCUCCCGAGAGCUUGUCCUCCGGUAUUUACGGCAUCCCCACCCCACGUGAGUCCUGUCUUCCCACCAUAGGUCCCCUCCACUUUUUGUGUCUGCUUUAUUGUCAGCUGCAGGCCUGAUGUUUUAUGGCUUAUUUUGUUUCUUUUGUUUUUGUUUUUUUGGUUUUUUUACUGGUUUGUGUUUAUAUUUUUGGGGGAGGGGAUACUUAAUAAAUUUAUUGCUGUCAGAUA
This is a messenger RNA of Herpailurus yagouaroundi (jaguarundi), 3228 nucleotides long. It is a transcript of the gene MC1R, whose product is annotated as Melanocyte-stimulating hormone receptor. The coding region runs from base 1 to 2880 and encodes 959 amino acids. Gene Ontology annotation, molecular function: GTP binding; GTPase activity; structural constituent of cytoskeleton. The transcript is spliced from 7 exons. Gene Ontology annotation, biological process: microtubule-based process; G protein-coupled receptor signaling pathway. Lineage: Eukaryota; Metazoa; Chordata; Mammalia; Carnivora; Felidae. The record is from RefSeq and is a predicted model, not a curated record. Gene Ontology annotation, cellular component: membrane; microtubule.